This is a messenger RNA of Gambusia affinis (western mosquitofish), 2338 nucleotides long. RefSeq names its product peripherin 2b (retinal degeneration, slow) (gene prph2b). The record is from RefSeq and is a predicted model, not a curated record. Gene Ontology annotation, cellular component: membrane. Gene Ontology annotation, biological process: visual perception. The transcript is spliced from 3 exons. Lineage: Eukaryota; Metazoa; Chordata; Actinopteri; Cyprinodontiformes; Poeciliidae. The coding region runs from base 66 to 1100 and encodes 344 amino acids.
GGCUUGCGGCUCUGAGCCUCGUCGUUCUGCAGACCUGUUCGGGACCGUCGCCGUGAGCCGACGCCAUGCCUUUCCUGUCGCAGAAGUUCAACCUGCAGAAGCGGGUCAAGCUGGCUCAGGGUCUCUGGAUGCUCUACUGGCUCGCCGUCAUCGUGGGCAUCAUCCUCUUCAGCCUCGGCAUCUUCUUCAAGAUCGAGCUGAGGAAGAGGAGCGAGAUCAUGGACAACAACGAGAGUCACCUGGUGCCCAACCUGCUGAUCCUGGUGGGCAUGCUGUCCUGCGGCCUGAAUGCCUUCGGGGGGAAGCUGUGCCACGACUCUCUGGACCCCCAGAAGUUCUCCAAGAUGAAGCCGAUGCUGCGGCCCUACAUGCUGCUGUGCUGCGGCUUCAAUGCGCUGCUGCUGCUGCUGGUGCUGCUCUCCUUCCUCAUGCAGUUCGCCGUGUACCUGACGCUGGCCGAGGGCCUGAAGAACGCUAUCCGCUUCUACAAGGACACGGACACACCGGGACGCUGCUUCAUGAAGCGGACGCUGGACAUGACUCAGAUCGAGUUCAGGUGCUGCGGAAACAACAACUUCAGGGACUGGUUCGAGGUGCAGUGGAUCAGCAACCGCUACCUGGACAUGAGCAACGACGUGGUCAAAGACCGCGUCCUCAGUAAUGUGGAGGGGAAGUACCUGAUGGACAGCGUCCCGUUCAGCUGCUGUAACCCCGGCUCGCCCCGCCCCUGCAUCCAGCAUCACCUGACCAAUAACUCCGCCCACUACGACUACGACCACCGCACUGAGGAGCUGAACAUCUGGAACCGCGGCUGCCGCCAGGCCGUCUUCUCCUACUACAGCGGCAUCAUGAACAGCAUCGGAGCGCUGCUCAUCUUCACCAUCAUCCUGGAGGCGGGAGACGUGGCAGGCCUGAAGUACCUGAGCACAGCCCUGGAAACGAUGGCCGACCCGGAGAACCCGGAGUGUGAGAGCGAGGGCUGGUUGCUGGAGAAAGGCUUCAAGGAGACGCUGGCCGACCUUCUGUCCAAAGUCAAGACCUUCGGCCGCGCCAACCAGGUGGAGGAGGGCGGGGCCUCCCCCGACGCCGACGCCACCUGAAGCCCCGCCCACCAGCAACCUGAGGUCUCCCCUCCCCUUCCCCCAAAGCAGCCAUCUGCCCCUCGCCCCCAGAGCCGGGGGGCAGAGAGAGGAGGCGCCGCUUCCCAGACUGACGGACUCUAUUGAGCAUGUGCAGAACACACUGAACACACACUGAACACACACUGAACACACACUGAACACACACUGAACACACACUGAACACACACCCUGCCAGAGAACUGUGUGUGUUUCCUUCCAGUCUGUAAAUUUGUCACCAAAACAUUCUAACUGAACAGAACCUGAGGUCCAGAUGACCUGAACCCGACCGGUACCAGCCGGUACCACCUGGCAGCCCUGACUCCUGGCUUCCUGCUGCAGUGUCUCAGUUGGUCCUGCAGGGGGCGCAGCUUUAGAGGAUUCUUGCCAAACAUUUCUUUUUUUACACCCAGAUUUUAGUUUGUGCGUCGUUGAUGGUACCGGCUCGUUGAUGGUACCGAGCCGGUACCGGUCGGUACCGGUUGGGUGGGUUGCUAUGGAAACAGACAGCCAAAGAGCAGGUCACCUUCCUACUCACCUGUGCAGGUGAACACUUCCACAUCUGGAGUUUAUGCAGAGCUGUGCUGCAGGUGUUCUGUUAGAGACGCAGGCAGGAAGUCAUGCCUAAUUGCCAAUAGUGAUGUCAGCGUAACAGGAAGUGAUGUCAGAGUAUUUUGCUAGCAGAUAGUAGAUGACAAGAGUUUCAACAAGUGAUGUCACUGGGCUGGAAGUCAGGUGUGUCCAAAUUCAAGGUCUGCAUCCUGCAGGUCUACGUAGACCGUGAAUAAACCGGUCUAUGCUCCAACUGUCCCCGCCCCCACCUCAGCGUAACUCAUGUUGCCUAGCAACCGUGACAGCGUGAAGCAGAGUAAAACAACAACAGAGCUGAAGUUUGUUUCUCAGUCAUGUUUUACUCAUGUCUGUGUUAUUCUUCACCUUCUAAAGUAAAAUUUGUUCAUAGGAAAAAAUAAAUCUGUUAGUUUGAUUCUAAAAUGUUCAAACACGUGUUGCACAUUUCACAAUUAUUCAUUUUUAAAUAUCAUACUGUCCAAAUCUGGGAUAAACCAUACAGUUCAAUUAAACUAGUAUGUUUGAAGGCUAAACUUGAACCAAUCAAUCAAUCAAUCAAACUUUAUUAGUAUAACACAUUUCAGCAUCAAGGCAUUUCAAAGAGCUUUACAUCAAAUCAAACACAAAAACACAAUGAAACAUAGAAUCAA